AUGGACAAUAAUUCAGUGACAAAUAUCUCGUCAAAUAUUAAUAACGAAAUCACAAAUUCAAUUGAAAAAUUCAAUCAAUUCGAACAAGACAAUGAUACUUUUGAUAAUUCAUUAAUCAAUAUUCAUCAUCAUGAAAAAUCAAUGAACCAAACGGAACAAUUAUUAUGCCAAGUGAUGAAUGAAAAUUCUAUUUUAAGAGAAAAUAAAACAAAAUUAGAAGAAAUAAUUAUAGAUAAAGAUAAUAUUUUAAAUAAAUUGAAUACAAAAUUUAAACAAAUUGAAGGAGAAAUAAAUAAAAAUGAUGAAAUAAUUGAACAUUUAAAAUCAGAUAACAUGAUUCUGCAUAAUUUAAUACAAUCUAUGAAAAAAGAUCAAGAAAUGUUUGACAUGGAAAAAGCAAACCUUACAGCAACAAAUAAACACUUGGAACAAGUGAUUUUAAUAAAAAUAGAAAAUGAAAAGAAAUUACUAGAAGAUAAUCAAAUUUUAAAUCAAUUAAUUCAAGAUUUAAAAGAACAAUUAACUAUGCAGUAUGCAAUGAAUGAAAACAAAUUGGAUAAAUUGAAUGAUUCUGAAGCCGAUAACAGUCAUUCCAACGAUCAUGAAUGUUCCAGUUGUGAGUAUUUACGGAAUCAAUUAAAUGCUUACAUUUAUUUAUACGGUGAAUUAAUUGAUCAGAGGAAUGUGGAAGAUAUUUCAAACGAUUGUUCAACUCACAAAUUAACUGAGAACAACAAGAUAAAUAAUACCAGAGAUAAAAUCAACUCAAAUCAAUUAUCGGAUGCUGAUGAUCAAUUGAAUGAAAAAAUUUAUUCAAACGAACAAUUCAUUAAAUCACAUUCAAAUGAUUUAUCAUUAACAGAAUAUUCCAAUUGUAAUGAAUCUUCAUCGGGAAACGAUCGUGUUCAUAAUAGUGAAAGCAAAUGCCAUCAUGCAAAAUGCAUCAAGUAA
This is a messenger RNA of Schistosoma turkestanicum, 951 nucleotides long. The record is from the annotation of a GenBank genome assembly. Lineage: Eukaryota; Metazoa; Platyhelminthes; Trematoda; Strigeidida; Schistosomatidae.